CGCAGGACAAGUGGGUGUGGGCGACUCUGGGGGGGCACGCGCAUCGUUAACUCGCGGGCUGCAGGGCGAUCCUGGACAUGAAGAACCAGCGCGAUAAGCUGCGGCAGUACCAGAAGCGCAUGGCCGUGGUGACGGCGCGCGAGACGGCCAUCGCAAAGGAGUGGCUGGCGCGCGGCGACACCCAGCGGGCCAAGCUCGCGCUGCGGCGGAAGAAGUACCAGGAGGGGCUCAUUUCGAAGACGGACGCGCAGCUCGCGCAGCUCGAGCAGCUGACGGCCGACGUCGAGUUUGCGCUCGUGCAAAAGGACGUGCUGUUCGGGCUGCAGCAGGGCACCGCGGUGCUGAAGGAGAUCCACCGCGAGAUGGGCGGCCUCGAGCACGUCGAGAAGCUGCUGGGCGAGAGCGCCGAGGCGCGGGCGUACCAGGAGGAAGUGUCGGAGCUGCUCGCCAACCGAAUGUCCAACCAGGACGAGGACGAGGUUGAGGACGAGCUGGAGGCGCUGGAGCGGGCGGUCGCCGGCGUCGUCGCGCUGCCGGAUGCGCCCGUCAAGCAGCCCGAGUUCACGCCCGCCCAGAAGGCGCAGAUGGCGCGAGACCGCGCGCAGCGGAGAGCCCGCGAGCGCGCGGCCGAGCAGGAGCAGCGGGGCGAGCCGAUGCUGGCGUAGCGGGGAUGGAGUCACAGACACGGCGUGCGUGCAUUGGGCGAGGCGUUGGGGUCAUUUGCGGCGAGGUUGCGUACACUGCAUAUACUAUCGUUAUAGACUAUUACUCCGACUGCUCCAUAUGCUCCAUAUGCGCCGUAUGCUCCAUAUGCGCCGUAUGCUCCAUAUGCGCCA
Didymella exigua CBS 183.55 is the source of this 836-nucleotide messenger RNA. RefSeq lists its product as uncharacterized. Bases 78 to 665 code for a protein of 195 amino acids. NCBI's taxonomy places the organism in Eukaryota, Fungi, Ascomycota, Dothideomycetes, Pleosporales, Didymellaceae. The record is from RefSeq and is a predicted model, not a curated record. The transcript has 2 exons. Gene Ontology annotation, biological process: late endosome to vacuole transport via multivesicular body sorting pathway; vesicle budding from membrane. Gene Ontology annotation, cellular component: ESCRT III complex; multivesicular body.